AUGCAGGGCUCAGCCAGCGCUGGGCCCCGGGACGUGGGGCCGCCCUGCCCUGCUUUGGGGGACACGGGGCUGCCAGGUUCCCCCUUCCCUCAUCUCCCGCUCAGCAGGCCGGAGAAGCCCCUGGCCACCCUUGGACCGCCUGGGCCCCUGGGCCGUGUCCUCCACCUGCGGUUCUUGCUCUUGCUUUAUCUGAAGCUGGAAUGUGAGAAACUGGCCAGUGAGAAGACGGAGAUGCAGAGGCACUAUGUCAUGUAUUAUGAAAUGUCCUAUGGGUUGAAUAUAGAAAUGCACAAGCAGGCAGAGAUUGUCAAGAGGCUGAAUGCUAUCUGUGCACAAGUCAUUCCUUUCCUGUCCCAAGAGCACCAGCAACAAGUGGUGCAGGCUGUGGAGCGGGCCAAGCAGGUGACCAUGGCAGAACUGAACGCCAUCAUUGGGCAGCAACAACUCCAGGCUCAGCAUUUAUCACAUGGCCAUGGUCUGCCGGUGCCCCUGACGCCACACCCUUCGGGACUCCAGCCCCCUGCCAUCCCCCCGAUUGGAAGCAGCGCUGGACUGCUGGCCCUCUCCAGCGCUCUGGGCGCUCAGUCUCACCUUCCAAUUAAAGAUGAGAAGAAGCACCAUGACAAUGAUCACCAAAGAGACCGAGACUCCAUCAAGAGCUCUUCGGUAUCCCCAUCGGCCAGCUUCCGAGGUGCUGAGAAGCACAGGAACUCCUCCGACUACUCCUCAGAGAGCAAGAAGCAGAAAACUGAGGAGAAGGAAAUUGCAGCACGUUACGACAGUGACGGCGAGAAGAGUGAUGACAACUUGGUGGUGGACGUCUCCAACGAGGACCCCUCCUCCCCGCGCGGGAGCCCAGCGCACUCCCCACGAGAGAAUGGCCUGGACAAGACCCGCUUGCUCAAGAAGGACGCCCCCAUCAGCCCCGCCUCCAUCGCCUCUUCCAGCAGUACUCCUUCCUCCAAAUCCAAAGAACUUAGCCUUAAUGAAAAAUCUACUACUCCUGUUUCAAAGUCCAGUACCCCUACUCCACGCACAGAUGCGCCUACCCCAGGCAGUAACUCCACCCCAGGAUUGAGGCCUGGACCAGGAAAACCACCAGGAGUGGAUCCCUUGGCGUCCAGCUUAAGGACUCCAAUGGCCGUACCCUGUCCAUACCCCACCCCGUUUGGGAUUGUUCCUCAUGCUGGCAUGAAUGGGGAGCUGACCAGCCCAGGAGCUGCCUACGCAGGGCUGCACAACAUCUCCCCGCAGAUGAGCGCGGCCGCCGCCGCUGCCGCCGCCGCCGCCGCCUACGGACGCUCCCCCGUGGUGGGAUUUGAUCCACACCACCAUAUGCGUGUGCCAGCGAUACCGCCAAACCUGACCGGCAUUCCUGGAGGAAAACCAGCAUACUCCUUCCACGUCAGUGCAGAAGGCCAGAUGCAGCCUGUCCCCUUCCCCCCCGACGCCCUCAUCGGACCCGGAAUCCCACGGCACGCCCGGCAGAUCAACACGCUCAACCACGGGGAGGUGGUGUGCGCCGUGACCAUCAGUAACCCCACGAGGCACGUGUACACGGGCGGCAAGGGCUGCGUCAAGGUCUGGGACAUCAGCCACCCUGGCAACAAGAGCCCCGUGUCCCAGCUGGACUGUCUGAACAGGGAUAACUACAUCCGUUCCUGCAGAUUGCUCCCGGAUGGCCGGACGCUCAUUGUGGGCGGGGAAGCCAGCACCCUGUCCAUCUGGGACUUGGCGGCUCCAACCCCACGCAUCAAGGCGGAGCUGACGUCUUCGGCCCCCGCCUGCUACGCCCUGGCCAUCAGCCCCGACUCCAAGGUCUGCUUCUCCUGCUGCAGCGACGGCAACAUCGCCGUGUGGGACCUGCACAACCAGACGCUGGUGAGGCAAUUUCAGGGCCACACAGAUGGCGCCAGCUGCAUUGACAUUUCCAACGAUGGCACCAAGCUCUGGACGGGGGGUUUGGACAACACGGUCCGGUCCUGGGACCUGCGCGAGGGCCGGCAGCUGCAGCAGCACGACUUCACCUCCCAGAUCUUUUCCCUGGGCUACUGCCCGACUGGAGAGUGGCUUGCGGUGGGGAUGGAGAACAGCAAUGUGGAGGUGCUGCACGUCACCAAGCCCGACAAAUACCAGCUGCAUCUUCACGAGAGCUGCGUGCUGUCGCUCAAGUUCGCCCACUGUGGCAAGUGGUUUGUGAGCACGGGAAAGGACAACCUUCUGAACGCGUGGAGGACACCUUACGGGGCCAGUAUAUUCCAGUCCAAAGAAUCCUCGUCGGUGCUUAGCUGCGACAUCUCUGUGGAUGACAAAUACAUCGUCACCGGCUCCGGGGACAAGAAGGCCACGGUCUAUGAAGUUAUUUAUUAAGGACAAAUCUUCAUGCAAACUGGACUCCUUGUAGCACUUUGCUCUGUCAUCCUUUUUUUGUUGAAACCACCCCACCCCCACCCCUGCAUCUAAAACCAAGGAUUUCCAAAUAUUCAUUGCAGUUGUGGAGAUUAAUCCUUCUCUCUAACCCGUUCCCUCCUUGCUAUUGAAUUGUGAAUACUCAUUAAGAACCUGUGAUACCAAAUCUUCAGCUAUCUACUUGGAAGAACAUGGAAUAAGCAUACUUAACAGUGAAUGGAAUCUUUAAUUAUGUAUUAUAUCUGUAAUAUAUUUAUUUUGUUUAAAGAAGGCUUUCUAACAAUGACUGACUAAAUAAAGCUGUCUGCUCCUGCAUUGAUGAUGAAGGUGCAUUGUAUUUGAUACCCCUCCCCCCCUUUUUUUGCUAAAGGAGGGGAAAGGAAGGCUUAAAAUAGCUGAUUUAAAAUAGUCGCUAAAUGUAGACUAUUGACUGUAUAGAGAAGUGAAAUGUAUAAUUACACAUGGAAGCAAUAUGUUGCUGUGUUGUUAUUAGGAUUUUGUUUCGGUUUCUGUUUUGGGUUUCCACUUCUUCUGAAGUCGUUCCAAAAUUUGGCUGAACAAUUUCAACUUGACCAGCCAAGACAUACUCAUUCGAGUCUGUUUUGGACAACUUUAACAAAUAGAUCUCUAGCUUUAGAUUAUACUCGAUAAAAGGAAUUGGAUGCUUCUUUUUUCCUCUUUUUAUUUUUUGACCUGUUGACAAGUGUCUGUAAUAUGUUUUUAAUUCCCUUUUUUUUAUUGUAUUAUAGACAGACGAACAAAUUAAAUUGGGCCUCAAAGAGAGAACUUAAUCCCUUCUGGUUAUUUUUGCCACGUUAUUUUGCAGAGGGAGUUGUGUAUCUUGGGGCAGUUUUGUUCUGAGGAAUUAUGGGCUAUUUUGUGGCAUGCUCUUGGGGAGCUGCACCAAUAGGGAAAGGACUCCCGCCGCUGAGCAAGUCAAGCCUUGCACAAAACAAGGACUGCAGGGGAGGGCCUGCGGAGGCCUCCCUCUGAAAGACACAAAAGAGCGGAGCGUGACUCUGCCAGGAUGAGGACUGGCUUUCGUACCUCCGGUUCUUUCCAUGUUGUAGUUGGAUGUCCCUGAAAUGGACGCAGGCUGUGCCAUUGUGCCAGAGACAUUGUGUUUUCUUUUAUGUUGUUGUUGUUGCUGUUAAACUAUAAUAUGUGACUCCUUUUUUUUUAUUAUUAUGUUUUGUUUGAAUGCUUUAAAAAAAUCUUUUUAAGUCUGUGGAUCUGCUGAUGUACAGUGCCUUUGCUGCUAUGGAUGAACAUCAAAAGAACCGUGUAGAUAAACUUUAUUGUGUAAGUAGAAAAUGACUUAAUUUCAUACUAGACAUGGGUGGCUGCUGCAAGCUGAAGUGGGCGUGUCCAUUGGCGUUCCUAAUGUGGUAGCAGAAAACAAAAUGGUGUCUUAAGUGCUUAGUGUUUGAUGUCAUUAACAGUUUCGUAAAACUCUACAGUGUAGAAAGAUUUUGAUACUAAACUGUGCAUUGUACAUAGUUCUAAUGCAUUGUAUUGACCACCAGUGCUUCUAUAACAGUAGAUUGUUUGUGCAUUCAGACUUUUAAGCAUUAAACACAAAUAACUUCUA
Messenger RNA from Dipodomys ordii (Ord's kangaroo rat), 4000 nucleotides. It is a transcript of the gene Tle4, whose product is annotated as transducin-like enhancer of split 4. The record is from RefSeq and is a predicted model, not a curated record. Lineage: Eukaryota; Metazoa; Chordata; Mammalia; Rodentia; Heteromyidae. Gene Ontology annotation, molecular function: transcription corepressor activity; protein binding. Gene Ontology annotation, cellular component: transcription regulator complex; nucleus. The transcript has 19 exons. Bases 1 to 2370 code for a protein of 789 amino acids. Gene Ontology annotation, biological process: negative regulation of canonical Wnt signaling pathway; regulation of DNA-templated transcription.